Penicillium brasilianum is the source of this 555-nucleotide messenger RNA. The record is from the annotation of a GenBank genome assembly. NCBI's taxonomy places the organism in Eukaryota, Fungi, Ascomycota, Eurotiomycetes, Eurotiales, Aspergillaceae.
AUGCCUGGUUCCAUAGCUCCUCCACCAGAUUACGAGCCCAGCAUAGCUCCAGCCGCGUUUGCAGCUGCUUGGCGCGAGAAGUUCAGGUCGGAACAACGGCACGGUUCCUCUAUUUACAGUCUUCCCGAUAAUGAUUGUCCUUUCGACUAUGACGACCAACCACUGCACAAUAAUGCUGAAAAUGUGACUGAGAAUGACGUUGGCCGCCAACGUACUGAAAGCAACGAAUGGGUCGCGGGGUCUCCCAGCUUAGCUUUGUCCGACUUAGACAACCUGGAACAACACUCCCCCCAGGUGUCCAUAGCACUGGCUGGUACAUUCAUGCGGCAAUUGGAUAACCAAGUGCAGGCGAUGGACGAGCAGAUCAAGCAGCAGGAUGUCUGGAAUAACCACAUGCAACAACAGAUGGAGACCAUUAUGGAACGCUACCAGAGACUAGAUGCCCUGGAAGAAAAAGUGGCGGGGCUGCAAGCAAAGCUGGAUGUUGUGUGCGGUAAUAAGGAAGGGGCAAAUGAAGGACGUAGAUCAGGUGGCCGCAGACGCCAGGCACCGUGA